AGCAAGGACAAGCUGAUGUUCGGUCCCUGGCUGCACUUUAUACAGGAAAUCAAGGGAAGAAGGCACCACAUGUAGCUCUUGUCCUAUAAAAGGUACGGAGAGUUGCAGGAGAUGGUUAGUAGCAAUCAAAAUAGUAAAUAUGAUUUACUGUAAAUAAUCCUGCAGCCAACCUUGCAUCGCUGCGUGUGUGUAGGAAGCACUUCGGCGACGAUGUAUAUGAACGAGAUAUGCCAUCGGAAAGGACAAGGUACAGCUGUUGCUACUGUACUUCCAUGGACUGGAUCUGGCGCAGUGCCAAAAUACAAAGGCGCGUUUGAGAAGAGAAAGCGUCAAAGCAAACGUGCGACGGAGACUGAGAGCAGCAGGAAAAGGGAGGAGUGUGAAGAUCUUGACGAGGCAGUGAAGAAAAAUAAUCAAACAUGUCAGACCUUGGAGAAUGAGCUUCAAGAUGUUCUCCAGGAGAAGAAGCACUUGAGUCUCCACUUGUUCAACAAUAGCCAGAACGCAGUCCAAUAUGAACAGGUGAAGUCAGAGUAUGCGCAGCUCAAAGAGACCCUUGGUGCUGUGACUCAGGAGAGAGAUUCAGCCCUGCGGGAGAAGACCCAGCUCCAAGGCAAACUGGAGAACCUAGAGCAGGUGCUAAAGCAUAUGCGCGAGGCUGCAGAGCGGAGGCAGCAGCUAGAGUUGGAGCAUGAGCAAGCCUUGGCUGUACUCAAUGCAAAGCAGCAGGAAAUUGACCUUCUGCAGAAGGCUCAGGUUGAGGCUAAGAAGGAGCAUGAGGGCGCCGUUCAUCUGUUAGAGAACCACUUGGACAGCAUGCAGGCAAAAGUCCGAGAGCUGGAGGAGAAAUGUCGGACACAGAGUGAGCAGUUCAACCUCCUGUCCAAAGAGCUGGAGAAGUUCCGGCUACAGACUGGAAAGUUUGAUAUCCUUGGCAGUGGCACCGAUCCCUUAACAGCGGGUGAAACCCCCGGAUCUCCCAACAAAUCCCUCUCCCAGCUCCUCAACGGGCUGGCUGCCCCCACAGUGAAAGGCAAUGAGAGUCCGCUGAGCAGAUCUGUGAUCUCUGAGUUCAUCCGCCCGCUCCAGAUCAGUGGGGACAAGCCGGAGCUCCUGUCUGUAAAGCCAACAUUCCUCACCCGCAGCAGCAGCCAAGCUGAGAGCUCCCAGCGGGCCCUCCUCACCGAGCAGAUGGACAAAGAACUAAGCUCAACGACUAGGACCAAGAAGAGGUUCACAGGCAAGGUCCGUCUGUGCGUCGCCCGGUACAGUUAUAACCCCUGUAAUGGGCCCAAUGAGCAUCCUGAGGCAGAGCUCCCCCUGGUGGCAGGGAAGUACCUCUACGUGUACGGCACCAUGGAUGAUGACGGCUUCUAUGAAGGAGAGCUGCUGGAUGGACAGCAGGGCCUCGUCCCUUCCAACUUUGUGGACUUUGUUAAGGAUGAGGAGAUGCCCUCUGCUCAGCACAGGGACGGGGCCAAAGAGUCAGGCUACCUCAGUAGUAACCACAGCAGCCUGGGCUCCACAGGGCUGGGCAGCAUGUGCCUGAGCAGCAUCAGCAGCCUGCUGUCUGACAGUAAGCUGGACCUGGAGACCAGCCUGGAGAGAAACCUGGAGAGAAACCUGGGGAGCAACCUCAGUUCCACUUUGGGUUCCACUCACUGUUCCACUCUUGGCAGCCACAUGGGUUCCACUCACGGUUCCACUCUGGGCAGCCACAUGGGUUCUACUCUGGGCAGCCACAUGGGUUCCACUCUGGGCAGCCACAUGGGUUCCACUCUGGGCAGCCACAUGAGUUCCACCCACGGUUCCACUCUGGGUUCCACUCACUGUUCCACUCUGGGUUCCACUCACGGUUCCACUCUAGGCAACCACAUGGGUUCCACUCUGGGUUCCACUCACUGUUCCACUCUGGGUUCCACUCUAGGCAACCACAUGGGUUCCACUCUGGGUUCCAGUCACGGUUCCAGUCACGGUUCCACUGGCCUGGGUUCCAGUCUGAGCAGCACUCUGACUAGCCUGGGCAGCAGCAGCCUGGGCAUGGACUUUCUGGGCUCCAUGGGUUCCUGCAGUAACGGGACAGGGACCCUGGAUGUCAGCAUUGACGAGAUUGGUGAAAACAUCGUGCCUUACCCUCGCCGCAUCAAUCUGAUCAAACAGCUGGCCAAGAGUGUGAUCGUGUGCUGGGACCCACCGGUGGUGCCACCCGGCUGGGGCUCCAUCAGUGGCUACAACGUCCUGGUGGACAAGGAGGUGAGGAUGAGCGUGCCUUUUGGAGGCAGGACAAAGUCGCUGGUUGAAAAGCUGAACCUGGCCACCAACACGUACCGCAUCUCGGUGCAGAGCAUCACGGAGCAAGGCCUGUCUGACGAGCUACGCUGCACUCUGCUGGUGGGGAGGGACGUGGUGGUGGCUCCUUACUACCUGAGGGUGGACAACAUCACACAGACCUCUGCUGAGCUUUCCUGGCAGCCUAGCAACAGCAACUACAGCCACACCAUCUUCCUGAAUGACGCUGAGUAUGACAUGGUGAAGGCAGGGGCCUACAAGUACCAGUUCUUCCAACUGAAGCCCAUGACCGUUUACAAGGUGAAGGCUGUGGCGCGGACACACCAGAUGCCUUGGCAGCUGCCCUUGGAGCACAGGGACAAGAGGGAGAUCUCUGUGGAGUUCUGCACCCAACCUGCAGGUCCUCCCUUCCCUCCCCAGGAGGUGCAGGUCCAGUUGGGCCAGAACCCUGGGGUGCUGCAGGUACGAUGGAAGCCCCCCCUCCUCACCUCCACUGGAACCUCCAACGGAGCCAACGUGAUUGGCUAUGCCGUGUGCACAAAGGGACAAAAGAUAGCGGAGGUGAUGUACCCUACGGCAGACUAUGUGACAGUGGAGCUGAACAGGAUCCAGUGUCUGGAGGCCAGGGAGGUCAUUGUCAGGACGUUAUCAGCAGAAGGAGAGUCUCAGGACUCCCCCGUGGCCACUAUACCGCACAGUAUCCUGGGGCCUCCCCAUCACUCACCCCACCAUCGCCCCCCUGCACACCCCCAUCCUUUGCCCCAGCACCAUCCGCCACACACACAAACACACCCGCCCUACCCCCAGACCUACCCCUUGUCACACCCCCAACCUCAGGUCCACCCUCAAUCCCAGCCCUACACCUUGCCCCAUGGUCAGCCGCUGCGCCACCCACCCCCUCACCCCCACCCCCAACACCAGCCUUACCCCAUGUCUAAGCCCAAACUAGUAAGUGCCAGAGAGUCAGAAACCAAAGAGCAUGAGGUAGGCCUGCGGCCUGGCCCGCCCUGGGAACGCUCCCUCUCGCCCCUCCCUCCUCCCAUGUGUGGUCACACUCUGGAGGCGCCCCACUUCCAGGGGCGCCGUUCGCCCUCUCCUCAGAGGAUCCUGCCCCAGCCACAGGGAGCCCCCAUCCCCAACACCAUCGCCAAGGCCAUGGCCAGGGAAGCUGCACAGAGAGUGUUCGCUGAGAGUAACCGGAUUGAGAAGAGGAACAUCUUCAGUGAGCGGAGCAUAAACUCUGAUGAGGAGGAGGAUGGUUAUGACUCUCCCCACACCAGGAGGAGAGGGGCCUCUGUGGACGAGUUCCUCAGAGGCUCUGAACUAGGGAGACAUGUACGGCACCACUACAGCCACAGUGAAGAGUACCAGACAGAGAGCAGCCGCGGCUCCGACCUGUCUGACAUCAUGGAGGAGGACGAGGAUGACCUGUACUCUGAGAUGCAGCUGGAGGAGGGCCGUCGACGCAGCAUCAACUCUCACAACACUCUCAAGAUUAUAGGGAACUCCCCCUCCCAUGGAUGCCCCCAUGGCGACCGGCUGGACCAUUCAGGGAGGAGGCCGGUCCACGGCGGCAACCCCCCACAGCGACGGCCCAUGAUGGUUCCUUCCAUUGAUGGGUACGGCGGGCAGGGCCGCGGGCACCGGUCGCCAGAAUACUACGAAGAGUCAGAGCCAGAGGACCUGGCACGUAUAUUUGUGGCCCUGUUUGACUACGACCCUCUGUCCAUGUCCCCCAACCCUGAUGCUGCUGACGAGGAGCUGCCCUUCAAAGAGGGGCAGAUCAUCAAGGUGUUUGGGGAUAAGGACACGGAUGGUUUUUACAGGGCAGAGAUCCGUGAUCGUCCAGGUCUGAUCCCCUGUAACAUGGUGUCAGAGAUCCAGACUGAGGAUGAUGAGAUGAUGGACCAGCUACUCAAACAGGGCUUCCUCCCACUCAACACUCCUGUAGAGAAAUUAGAGAGGAACAGGCGGAGUGGGCGUCAGCACCCCUCGUCCACACGUAGAAUGGUGGCCCUGUAUGACUACGACCCCAGGGAGAGCUCCCCCAACGUGGAUGUGGAGUACGGGAGAGACGGGCUGAAUGAGGCUGAACUGACAUUCUGCGCUGGUGACGUGAUAACAGUUUUUGGUGAAAUUGAUGAAGAUGGGUUUCAUUAUGGCGAGCUCAAUGGACACAAAGGUCUUGUCCCCUCCAACUUUCUAGAAGAAGUGCCUGACGAUGUUGAGGUUUUUCUCACUGACACUCAGUCUCGAGAUGCUCGAUACCCGCAGGACGCCGCAGCGCUGAUAAAGACCAAAAGGGUUCCGUUGGAAAAAUCGAGUCCGCCCAGAAGAGCUGCCUACCCCAAAGUGCACCAACACAUCCCCGGCACUGGCCCUGCUACCGUGGGGCCUGGCAGUCCCAUCAGGGGCCCCCGCGACUUGUCCUCCAAAAAGAAAAAGGGACUUCUCUCCAAAGGGAAGAAACUAUUGAAAAGACUUGGCACUGUAAAAUAACCCCUUCAUAUACUUGAAGUAUAUUACCAACCACAUCAUAGAGGGCUCUAUUCAAUCUGUAGUGCUGAAGCGGUACAGAUUCCGUGUUUGAAAUGCAAAGGUCAUUUCCGAUUGAGCAGUGUUUACCAUGAAUGCGGUCUCCACUAAAGCGGGUACAUUGCCUUUAAAUUUCAAUCACGCUGAAAAGCUGCAUUUCCUCGAUGCGGAUUGAAUAAAGCCCUAAAUCUCAAACACUUCCAUUACUGUAAGUUCAGUCCUGUGAGAAGAAAAAAUCCAGUGGUUGAAGAUGUUGAUGGCAUUUAAUAACCAGUCAGAUGCUGUACUCUUACACAUCUGUUGUUGUCUACUAGAAACCAUUUAUUAUUUAAUUGCAGUGUGUAUUUUGAAUAAGGUCCAGGGACCUCAUAGUUUGACAUUUAACGUCAUAAGCCAACCUCUCUGGUCAUGUAUAUUUUGCUAUCUGAAGCACAGGACUGCAAUGCGAUGGGAUAAAAAUAUUCUCCAUCUUGAAUUGGCCAAUAGUACGUAGGUGUGUGUUUGACUGAAGACUACAAUGUCCCCCAGAAUAUGAGGUGUUUAAACCAGUCUCUUUAGGGCUGAGAUCAAACGAUAGAGCUCAGAAUGGCCAGUCAACAUCAUACUUGAUGAGACUACUACUGGUGGCCCUUCCUAACCAUACACGUCAUGUUGUAGUACCCAAAUGAGGCAAGGAAAAGAGCAGUUUUAUGGCCAGGCAGCUGAGGUCCUUGUAUGGGAACUGUAUGGGAGGUUUGCAUGUUUUACCUGAAAGCACAUCCAGAAUGAUCAUUCCCACCCAACAUUUGAAGCACAUGCUAACUGAUGGCCUUUUCUAUCAGAACAUGUUAGCAAGGCACAUGUGCAUGCUAUGUCGGUGCAUUUGAUGACAGAAUCUACACUGAGCAAAAUGUACUAAAUUAAUUUUAGUAGUAAAAAGCAUGUCCUCGUUUUCUUUACCUCCAUACAGAAUAUUCCAUACAAACCUAAUUGUCAGAUUGGUUCUCAGUCCAACUCAAGCCCAGGUACACAUUUGACUAGUCACGACCUAGCACCUGAAGUCAAGAUCUGUGCACUGGUAAAAUAUGCUACAUCUCCAGAAAGGCCAAAGUCAGAUAAGCAAGUAUCAAUUCCUAACAGCAAGUAUUAGUUCUUCAAACACACCAAAAGACCUCUGGACAAGCACAUUAGAUAGGAAAGGGUUUCAAGAUUCAGUUUCUUUAUUUUUUAAGUAGUUGAAUGGUCAUGAAAUGCCUAGUUGAAACCAACCUCCAUGUAUUUGCCUUAUAAAUGCACAAUUGUUUGUGUCCAGUCAGUGGAGAUUUUUUAUGUCUUGUAUGCAUUCAUGUCAUUGCAAUACAUACUUCUAAACAUGAAAUAUUUUUGCAAAAGAUGUUUAUCAAAGCUCGUGAUGUGCAUUUUAUUACUUGUACGAGUGUCAUGUUUUCUGGAGGACCUGAGCAUUAUUAGCUUGUUUGAAACUUAGGAAGGCCCAACUUUACACUCUUCAUGUUCUGUCCACAUUAAAAUGACAAAAAGAGAAAAAAAAGAAAGAAGUGUGGUGAAAAUGUAAAGGUGUAUUUAAUGUUUUUUUUUGUCAGUACAUUGUCACUUUUUUGGCACAAAAAAUUCAAGGCACUUUUUUGUUCUUCGUGAUAUAUACAGUACUUGCAAUGUGUUCAUUCUGCAUUCACAAUCCCAUUUUGACAUAGGUUUGUGUAUAAGACAAUGGACAAGAAGGAAAUGCAAUUGAAGGCCGGUUCAAUCAAAACUGUUUCCAGGAUAAGUUUAAAUCAGCAUUCUUCCUGUGCAACAACACAGUAUGGUGUGAAUUAAUGUGCAGUUGGUUUUCAUUUGGUUUAAAACAAAACAUUUUUUGUAGAGUACACUCCAAACUUGCAUUAUGCAGUAGGAGAAUGUUGUUUUUGACUUAUCCCAGACACAAGGUUUGAUAGAAUAACCUUCAUUGGAUGUAAGUCAUAUUAAGUUAUUUUUGUUACAUAGAAAUUGUGAUUUCAACAAGACAAGUCUACCUCCAUAAAGACCACUAGAAUUCCAACUAAUUUGACUCCAUGUUCACAGAAGCCAACUCCAUUUCAUUUAUGAAACUGAGCUCUUUCUGUUUGCCCAGAAGUAUUGUAUUUGUGUCAGCCCCCAACUAGCACAUAGAGUAGUGAAUGUAUGAUUAAUUGAAAACCAAUGUAUUAUAUUUAUCAAAAUUAUCCAUGAUGAGUAUGCAGAUGUCCAGCCGUUUUCUGGACCAGUUUGUAUGUGAAAUGAAACCUUUUUCCAUCUGUUAAGAACCUCUUACACUAUUUUGUUAAUCAUUUCAUCUUUCCAUUCAAUUUACAUCACUGUUUUGUUUUUGAACUACUACUUACAUGAGAUUUGAACUGAGACUGCCAAAAAAGAAUGUAUCAAAAGCAUUCUGUAUAACGUUCUGUACAAUUCUCAGCCAAAUAGGCAUUUCAAUCUACAGUUAAUAGAAGUACAUCUUUUCCAUAAUAAGUUGUCCGUCAUUGCUUCUAUACAUAUUGUUUGAGUGACCUGCUCUUUUUGUACUUUGUCCAUUUGUAAAUUGUUUUUAAAUGUUUAUACUUGAUUUUCAGACUGCCUUUUUUGUACAUAAAAAUUUAUAAUCAAACUGUGCAAAGCUUUCCCCAUGGUGUCUUCAAAACCAUGUUUUAAAAGUCUGCAAUUGUGUGCUAGCUUUAUGAAAAGAAAUAGCCUAUAUUGGGGGUUACAAAAUAUUGUGUGAGUGUGCAUGUGCAAUUUUUUUUAUAAAACAAAUUUGAUAUUUUGUAA
This is a messenger RNA of Oncorhynchus kisutch (coho salmon), 7608 nucleotides long. Its product is annotated as RIMS-binding protein 2. The transcript is spliced from 24 exons. Gene Ontology annotation, biological process: neuromuscular synaptic transmission. Bases 211 to 4788 code for a protein of 1525 amino acids. The record is from RefSeq and is a predicted model, not a curated record. Gene Ontology annotation, molecular function: protein binding. NCBI's taxonomy places the organism in Eukaryota, Metazoa, Chordata, Actinopteri, Salmoniformes, Salmonidae.